AAGAACGAAGGGAACAAAAAAAGAGCAGCACACAAAAAUGGCUGCCUAUCCAUCCUUCUUUCCGAAGCUCAAUCCUCUUAACCUCACAGCUGCCAUGAAUGCCUCCCAUUUUCCCUUCGCAUUACCCAUCAGCCCGAGACUGAGCGAGCUCGACGCACUGCUCAGAGUCUUCCUUUCCACCGUCGUCUCCCUAGCUUUCGUCCACACUGUCGUAUCCAGACUCCCCAAGAAACUUCCCCGCCUAAUCGCCACCCUCCCCAUCGUCUACCUCUUCUUCUUCCUCCCCUGGCAGUUGUCCUCUAUCUGCUUUCGCACCAUCGCCGCCUUCUGCCUUUCUUGGAUCUGCAACUUCAAGCUCCUUCUCUUCUGCUUCGAUUCCGGCCCCCUCCUCCUCCACCUUCAUUCCCUCCCCCACUUCGUCGCCUUCGCCGCCCUUCCCGUCCAGGUCAGACUGCCGGAAAGCAGACCAAGCAAAGACCAGAAGUGCGCGGAGCAGCACCACCAUCAGCAUUCCUUCUCAGGAAUGACGGUGCUGAGAGUUGCACUCGGGCUAUCCGUCAUGUUCCUCUCCCUGUGGGCCUUGUCCACCGACUACGCACAACGGCGGCAGGCUCUCGCCGUCCCCCCGCUCUACACCCUGUUGAUGUUCUCCGUCCUCUACAUCUACCUGGCCGUCGGGACCAUUCCGGUGAGUCUGUGCCUCGGCGUCGAGAUCGAACCGCAGUUCGACCGGCCGUACGUCUCUACAUCGCUCGGAGACUUCUGGGGCCACCGCUGGAACCUCAUCGUGACCGCCACCCUCAGGCCCGCCGUGUACUGGCCCGUCCGGUCCGCAUGCUUGCGCCUGCUGGGCUCACUCCCGGCGCGCCUGGUGGCGACUCUGGCGACCUUCCUGGUGUCCGGGCUCAUGCACGAGAUGCUGCUGUACUGCCUGACGGUGGAGCCGCCGACGUGGGAGUGGACCGGCUUCUUCGUCCUGCACGGCUUUCUCUUGACAGGGGAGCUCUGCCUGAAGCGUGCCGUCGGCCCUGUCGCCCUGCCCCGCGCCCUCAAGGUGGCGCUCACUCUGAGCUUGCUCUACGCGACGGCGGUGUGGCUCUUUUACCCGCCGGUGAUAAGGAUCGGCUUGAACUCGAAGGCCAUAGCUGAGAUGCGGUUCGCUUUGGACGUGCUGUUGAGUCGCAUUUAGGGUUGCGGUUCCUGCCUGUCCGGCUACCGGUCGAAAGCUGCAGUUCCGGCGUCCUAUCACCGUCUUUUAAUAAAAACGGCACAAAUUGUGCUAUGUUAGAUGAUCAUUUCCUUGCAAGGUAGAUAGUAGUCAGAAGAUGGUGAAUGUUUUCUUCUUUUUCCUGUCAUUUAAAAUAGCUAUUCUUCGUAAUUCUGCGCCCGAUAACGGAAUAGUUCAAAGAA
Nymphaea colorata (pocket water lily) is the source of this 1410-nucleotide messenger RNA. RefSeq names its product probable long-chain-alcohol O-fatty-acyltransferase 1. The record is from RefSeq and is a predicted model, not a curated record. Gene Ontology annotation, biological process: lipid metabolic process. The coding region runs from base 38 to 1189 and encodes 383 amino acids. The transcript has a single exon. NCBI's taxonomy places the organism in Eukaryota, Viridiplantae, Streptophyta, Magnoliopsida, Nymphaeales, Nymphaeaceae.